AUGACAGACAGCAAGAAAAGCUAUGUCAAGAUCAGUGGUCUAACAAUUAAAGAAUGCAGUCAACAUAGAAAAACAUGGAGUCCAAAAUAUGGAGAGAAACUGCUUUUAGCAUGUGAGGACCUUAAUGAUACGUCAAGAACAACAACAGAUGUAGAGGUCAGGGUGUUUGAAGUGCUGCGGACAGAUAAUGGACAGACAGUGGGCCAGGCACCAAGUGGAUUAUGCUCGUAUUUUAGCAGUUUUCUAAAAGAGGGCGGGCAUAUUACAGCUGAAGUAACAAAUACAAAAUUUAAAACAUACGAUAAUGUACAGGAGAUUAAUUGUGACUAUAUACUUCAAGGACCAUACAAUCCUGCCACCGAGAAGAUUAUAAAUGAUCUUAAACAAGCACUACAGGGACCUGGGUUUGAGCUGUACAGUCCAACAUUGAUAUUUAGAGAGGAUGAAUAUUGUUGUUAUUUUCACCAUGCUGUGUCAAAAGCACCUGAUUUGGAGGCAAAGUGCAAGGCGAUGUCAAAAUACCCGAAGAGAAUACGGACUCGAGCACCCUGCACUCCUCAUACGUCAAACGUGGAUCCUCGAUGUAGUUAUCACGAGAACUCCACGUUACAGAGGAAACACGUGACUGAAACAACUCAACUUGUUACUACAGAUAAUGUUCCGAAAUAUUUGACAAGACAGAGAUCAAGAAAGAUAAUCACGUCCCCAGUUUCUGCAUCAUGUCCGGCUGAAUCUGUCUGUGCACCACUAAAUCAAGAUUCCACACCACUAGAUCAAGAAUGUACAUCACUAGAUCAAAAUUCUAUAUCACUAGAUAAAGUUUCUACAUGUACACCACUAGAACAAGUUUCUACAACACUAGAUCAAAAUUCUACAGCACUAGAACAAGGUCCUAUGCCUAUGGAACAAACAGUUUCUACCGGACUAGAAGAAAUUCCUACACCACUCGAUCCAAAAAAUGAAACACAGAAAAAUGCUGAUGUGUUACCCGAGGAGCUUGAUAAUGAUCCCUGGACCAGACAGAUAUAUGAAAGUUCUUUAGAACAAGGACAGGAAGUUGAUUUCACAAUGAGGCUCAUGAUUAUUGGUUGCUAUGGACAAGGCAAAACUUCACUUGCUAAAAGAUUAAUGGGUCAGUCGGCUGAAGGUGUUGAAACAACAAACGGUAUUGAAGUAAAUAAAUGUGAAAUUUUAGACGAAGGAUUCAAAUGGGAACAAAAAGUUACUGAAGAUGCAGCCACGGAAUGUAUCAAGCGUCUAGUGUCAAUUUCCAAAUCAAAUUCAUCAGCAUCAUUGAAAAGCUUGAAUACAGAUGAAGAGAUGGACAUGUCUAAUGAAAUAGAUACUCAGUCUGAUAAAGUUGAGGAUGAAAAUGUUGUAACUGAUAUGGAUAUUGAUACUAAUUCUUGUGUGGACUUGAAAGUAAAAAGAGAAGGUUGUUUGAAAUUUAAGGGAACAAAUAAGGCAAGAGUAGAGAAAGAACAAGACAAGAUGGAUUCUGAUAAAACUAAAAUUUCCACAAAUUCUGCAAGAAAGAGAAUUGAUUCGGCUAAUGUUAAAAGGUUUUCUACAGAACUUCGUAAAUCUAUCAGUUUUGAGAAACAAAGUUCAAAAGAGAACACUAAAACUCUUAGCAUUUGGGACUUUGGUGGACAGUUUGUAUACUAUGCGACUCAUCAGUUAUUUCAUUCCAGACACGCUAUUUAUCUUCUUGUAUUCAGUUUGAAUGAAAGCCUUGAUACCGUGAUUACAGACAACGAAAAACCGAGAACUGUUAAACCGAAAACUAUGAAGGAGUACAUAAAGUUCUGGAUCAGUUCAGUACAUUCUUUCGUAGGAAAUAAUCAAGGUACGGAACCAACUGUGAUAUUAGUAGGAACCAAAAAAGAUUUGCUCAACCCUGAUGUGGAUAUUGAACAAAAAUUCGAAGACGUAAGAAAACUUUUUGACGGGAGUAAAAUGCUUCAUCACUUGUUACCGGACCAUUUUGCAGUCUCAAAUUUUGAGGAAUCUAGUAAAGAAAUAACAAAACUAUGCGAAUGUGUAAACUAUCUAAUACAUAAUAAGUGUCAAAAUAACUUAAUUUCUGCUCGAUGGAUUCCGUUGGAACGAAAAUUGAAGGAGAACCGUGACCUGAAGAUUGUAAACUUCAAGACGGUAUUAGAAUAUAAUAAUGAUAAUGAAGUUCCCGUAGAGGAUGAAGACGAGGUAAAAUUAUUUCUCAAGUAUCAUCAUGCUCGCGGCACUUUCUUUUAUUUCGAUGAUGGAGAAGCAUCGCAAGUCGUAUUGGAACCGCAAUAUAUUGUCGACGCUUUUAAAUGUUUACUCACUUCGGAACGAUUUUGUAUCGUGCGACCUAGUUUAAGGGAGUCUUGGCACAAACUUUGCGGCAAAGCCAUCCUCGAUCAAGACCUUCUACAUGAUGUAUGGGGUAAAGAUCCACAGCUAGAUUUCUUGAAGUUUGAGGAUGUUUUGAUAUUCUUUCUAAGAAAGCAUCGAAUAAUCGCAGAAGCUUUAAAGUUUGAAGAUAGUAACACUACUGUACAUCCUGAAUCGCUGGGAUUCUUUAUUGUACCUAGCCUUCUUAGUAAGCCAGACGAAGGCCUUAUAGAAACAUUCAUGAAAGGAAAAGAAAGGACUCAAGUCUCCAUUGUAUAUGUUUUUGAAAAUGAAUCGGUCAUACCAACUUUAUUUUACAAGGUGGUGGCGGCUGCUUGUGGUCAGUGGCCUCUCAUUGAAUUUCUAAACGAACCAUUGAUUUUCGAGAAUGCUGUAUUAUAUAAACUGAGCCUCGAUCAAGCUGGUUUAUUAAAAAUGGAUCGUAACACCAUUGAAAUACUAGGUAUAGGACUAUGUCCACCACACAAGGUCAAUGUUAAAGACUGCGACAUGUUUAGAAGGUUUGUUGAAAUGGUUAUUGGUCAAGAAUUUAGAAAAUUCCGUGACAACUGCUCUACAGAUGAAGAGCAUAGCAUGUAUACACAGUCAAUACGAUGCUACCAUAAAACCCACGGCAUGAUGGGAAGUAAAAACACAGUAGAUCUUGAAUCUCUUAAACAAGCCAAUAAAAGACGAACUGGCUGUCCGGAUCACGAAAAUCAUUCCCUGCGUGGAAACAAGAUUGUAAAAGAGUGGUACAAAAUUGGUAUCGAUACACGUUCAAUUCCCCAGCGACGACUGAGAAAAUGUGAAUUAAGCGAAAUAUCGAUGAUGAUGGAAGAGAACUGGCAGCAUCUUGGUAUACAGUUAGGUUUUGAUAAAGGGGAAAUUGAGCAGAUUGAUAUGAUUACUAGAUUAACCACAUCUAUGAAGAUCUUUGAAAUGUUAAGCCGGUGGGAUAAUAGGGAAAUUGAAAAUGCGACUCUGAAUGUUCUAAUAGCUGCUAUGAAUAAAUGCAAGAAAGUUUUAAAAACGGACAAAGAUGUUCUGAGAAAUAUAAUAGAUAAUUUUGAUAGCUAAAGGCGCCUGCUUGCCUGGACAAGGGUCACAUUAGCUUGCCUGGACAAGGGUGAACAUUACAGUGUAUCAGGAUCUGUGAUAGUGGGUUUGAGUUCACCUGGAAUAACAACUAUGUUUUUUCCUGGUAGGCCAGUACAGGAGUUAUGUUUAACUUAUAAUCUGAUCUUUCUGUUUUUCCGUUAAAUAAUUAUGCUCAUAUAUUUGAACUUGUUUACAGUUGAGGCAAAUAUUUGAACUUGUUUACAGUUAAGGCAAAUAUUUUAACUUGUAUACAGAUGAACAAAUAUUUAAACUUGUUUACAGAUGAGGCAAAUAUUUUAACUUGUUUACAGAUGUGGGAAAUAUGUUAACUUGUUUACAAAUGAGGCAAAUAUUUAAACUUGUUUACAGAUGAGGCAAAUAUUUUAACUUGUUUACAGUUGAGGCAAAUAUUUAAACUUGUUUACAGAUGAGGCAAAUAUUUUAACUUGUUUACAGAUAAGGCAAAUAUUUAAACUUGUUUACAGAUGAAGGAAAUAUUUUAACUUGUUUACAGAUGAGAGAAAAUAUUUUAACUUGUUAAGUCUUGUAUACAGAUGUGGGAAAUAUGUUAACUUGUUUACAGAUGAGGCAAAUAUUUAAACUUGUUUGCAGAUGAAGGAAAUAUUUUAACUUGUUUACAGAUGAGAGAAAAUAUUUUAAGUUGUUUACAGAUGUGGGAAAUAUGUUAACUUGUUUACAGAUGAGGCAAAUAUUUAAACUUGUUUACAGAUGAAGAAAAUAUUUUAACUUGUUUACAGAUGAGAGAAAAUAUUUUAAGUUGUUUACAGAUGUGGUGAAUACCUAAACUUGUUUAUAGACGAGGCAAAUA
Molecule: messenger RNA, 4309 nt
Organism: Ruditapes philippinarum (Manila clam)
Lineage: Eukaryota; Metazoa; Mollusca; Bivalvia; Venerida; Veneridae
Exons: 5
Coding region: 1-3459 (1152 amino acids)
Biological process (GO): signal transduction
Molecular function (GO): protein binding
Source: RefSeq, a predicted model, not a curated record